CAGGAGAAAGGAAGCCUGAGUUGGGAUAGGGGACAGGCCCCCGGAGAGGCUGGAGCCCAGAGUAGUGGGUCAGAGAGUGCUGAGACCAGGCGAGGUGUGCACUGCAGUCACCCAGACCUGCAUUUGAGCGGCUAGCUGCCCCAUCCUCUUCUGUCCCCACAGGACCUGGCAGGAGGCCUGGUGUCUAAGCAGCUGAGCUCAGGGAAGGAUGGAGAGCCUGGGAUUGAAUCCUCGUCUCAGCACUGCCAGGGCCCAGCUUUGUAACCUUGGACAAAUCAUCUCCAAAUCUCAGCUUCCUAUAAUACAGGAAUCCUCAUUUCACUAUCAGGGCUCGACUGCAGAACUUCGGUGUCCACGCUACUUCGUCACCCUCCGGAGCAGCCAUGGGGGCCCGCAUUGUUCGCAACCCCAUUUUACAAACCCUGAACCUGAGGCCCUGCGAGCCCAGUACAGGGACACAACUCGAUCUCCAAGCCUCUGAUGGAGAAGAAGCGACGGGCACGCAUCAACAUGUCCCUGGAGCAGCUGAAGUUGUUGCUGGAAAAACACUACUCACACCAGAUCCGGAAACGCAAGCUGGAGAAGGCAGACAUACUGGAGCUGAGCGUCAAGUACAUGAAAAGCCUUCAGAACUCGGUGCAAGGGCUCUGGCCGGUCCCCCUCGGAACUGAGUUCCCGUCGGGCUUCCGCAGCUGUCUGCCUGGCGUUGGCCAGCUUCUGCGGCGCGGAGAAGAGGGCGGCGGUGGCCUGCGCUGCCCCCUGGCGCACGAGCGCGCAGGUGACAGCACCAUGGACAGCGCCGGCCCGAGCCGGGAGGCACCCGAGCCGCUCGGCCCCUGCGCCCCCGCCAUUUGGGCCCCUGCUCCGGCCACCGGCGGCUCGCGGUCCCCUCCACCCCGGCUCCUCUUCUCUGGAGGUCUUCCCGGCCCGUCCUCCAGCGUCCCGGGGCCGCAGCCGGCACCUCGCCGCUGCACCGAGAGCCCGGGGCCGCGUCUGGGCGUUUGGCGGCCCUGGUGAGUCCCGGCGCCGCCUCGGACUCAAGGGGGCCCCCGUCCGGCCUGGAGACGCAGAGACUGUUCAGAGCGCGCCUGCGGUGAUGGCCGGGACCCCCAGUCAUCCGUCCCGGUCCCGUGGCAGGGGUGGCUGGGAGGCUGCCGCGCGCCUCGCGGCCGCCGGGGGACCACAAUCCAGCCCUCCCAGCCCCACCUACUCAAGCCAGACCCGCUCCCUCUUCCCACCUUCUCGUGGGGCUGGGAGGGGAUGUCCCAAGCUGCGCCUCUUUCCCAGGGCCCCUGGCGGGCAGCCCGCCCCCGCCCCCGCCCGGCGGCCACGCCGCGGUGGGAAGGUCGCCGUCCGCAGCGGCGCAGAGCGGACCCCUCGCAGCGAGGAGAAUCGCUGCCCCGCCCCGGCCCAUUCAGCCGGCGGCGGACGCCGGGUUCCCACCGGCACAAAGCUCGCCGGGUCCCGCCCCGCCGGCGAGGGGCCCCCAGCCCACCCCCACCUUGGACCCUCUCGGCUUCCACGGAUCCCCACCCCCUCGGCUCGCGGCGCAGCCCACCCGGCAGGCGAGCUCUCCGAGGCCCGCCCCGCUCCGAGGCCCAGCCCGGAGCCCUCCUGGCCGGGCAGCCGGCCCCCAAGAUGUUCCGCCCACCGCUCGGUGCGCCCCACGCCCCGCCGCGCGCGGAUCUUCAGGGUCCCGGCCUCCCGACUUCUGGGGCCGCUGCAGAGCCCGCGACCCUCGACCACCGCGGAGCGCUCGGCGCCCGGCUGUUCGUCCGAAAGCGAGGUCGUUGCUGUGCUCGGACUCUAGCCCGGGGUCCCGGUUCUCUAGCGGCGCCCGGGAUCGGGGACGGGAAACCGCGCGGAGCCCGGGAAGAGCUCCUGGCACUUCCCGCUCGAGAUUCAGAAUACAGACAGGGCAGACCUGUGAAAUGGGUAUAAAGAGACCACGAAGGUCCACAUUUCUCUCA
Lutra lutra (Eurasian river otter) is the source of this 1970-nucleotide messenger RNA. RefSeq names its product hes family bHLH transcription factor 3 (gene HES3). Gene Ontology annotation, biological process: anterior/posterior pattern specification; regulation of neurogenesis; regulation of transcription by RNA polymerase II. Gene Ontology annotation, molecular function: protein dimerization activity; RNA polymerase II cis-regulatory region sequence-specific DNA binding; DNA-binding transcription factor activity, RNA polymerase II-specific. The transcript has 5 exons. The record is from RefSeq and is a predicted model, not a curated record. Lineage: Eukaryota; Metazoa; Chordata; Mammalia; Carnivora; Mustelidae. Gene Ontology annotation, cellular component: nucleus. The coding region runs from base 481 to 1017 and encodes 178 amino acids.